This is a messenger RNA of Manduca sexta (tobacco hornworm), 4292 nucleotides long. RefSeq names its product vacuolar protein sorting-associated protein 26B-like (gene Vps26). Gene Ontology annotation, biological process: retrograde transport, endosome to Golgi; intracellular protein transport. The coding region runs from base 168 to 1463 and encodes 431 amino acids. The record is from RefSeq and is a predicted model, not a curated record. NCBI's taxonomy places the organism in Eukaryota, Metazoa, Arthropoda, Insecta, Lepidoptera, Sphingidae. The transcript has a single exon. Gene Ontology annotation, cellular component: endosome; retromer complex.
CCGACAUUAAUUCAGUCGCCAUCUUUGCUUCAGCCUUUCAAUCGCUCCACGGAUUCGCGGGCGUUUCAUCGCCGUUUUUCAAUGUUUUGCUCAAAUAGAUCGUUAUUAUUUGUUGCAAAAGCCAAGUAAAUUUUUUCCUGUAUCGCGUGUAACAGUUCAGUGUAAAAAUGAGCUUUUUCGGGUUCGGACAAACUGCGGAUAUCGAAAUCGUUUUUGAUGAUGCUGACAAGCGGAAGGUUGCCGAAGUGAAAACGGACGAUGGCAAAAAAGAAAAGUUAUUACUUUAUUACGACGGUGAGACCGUUUCUGGGAGGGUGAAUGUGACGUUGCGGAAGCCGGGAUCGAAACUUGAACACCAAGGCAUCAAGGUCGAGCUAAUAGGUCAGAUCGAAUUAUUUUACGACAGAGGUAACCAUCACGAGUUCAUAUCGUUGGUAAAGGAACUGGCGCGGCCCGGCGACUUGCUGCAACACACCUCCUACCCUUUUGAGUUCGCCAAUGUUGAAAAACCGUACGAAGUGUACACCGGCGCAAAUGUCAGACUUCGAUACUUCCUGCGCGCGACGAUCGUCCGCCGCAUCACUGACAUUGUCAAGGAGGUGGACAUCGCCGUCCACACGCUGUGCAGCUACCCUGAUGUGCUCAACUCCAUCAAGAUGGAAGUCGGAAUCGAGGACUGCCUACACAUAGAGUUUGAGUACAAUAAAUCCAAGUAUCACCUCAAAGAUGUGAUAGUUGGGAAAAUCUACUUCUUACUUGUUCGGAUUAAGAUAAAACACAUGGAAAUAUCCAUUAUUAAAAGAGAAACCACAGGGUCCGGGCCGAAUACAUUUACGGAGAACGAAACUGUUGCAAAAUAUGAAAUUAUGGACGGAGCACCUGUUAGAGGAGAGAGCAUUCCUAUUAGAGUUUUUCUAGCUGGUUAUGACUUAACACCAACUAUGAGAGACAUUAAUAACAAAUUUUCGGUAAGGUACUACCUCAAUCUCGUAUUGAUGGACACAGAGGACCGUCGCUACUUCAAACAGCAAGAGGUAACGUUAUGGAGGAAGAGUGACAAGUCUAGGUUACCGCUGCACAAUGCACACAUCCCACAAACCCUUUCUCAUCCCUCCAACACGAUGCUGAGGCAACCAAGCGCCUCAAGCGAUGACAAUUCAACAAGAGCAGUGUCCCCCAUGAACCCAGAAAAUGCCAUGCAAAGGUCUAUUUCACCAGCCAUGCCCGAUGGAGAUAAACAAAACGGCCCCUCACAAAUGGAGCAAGAGAAACCUGAAGAAAUAACACAAAAGCUAUCCAACACACACAUAGAAAACAACCAAGAAAACGUAAGAGCUCAAGAACCACCUCAGGUGAAUGAGAAGCCACCCAUCGCAGAGAAGCCAGUUAUCGCGGAAAAGCCUCAGAUAUCCGAAAAGCCUGUAUUAAACCGACCCGAUAGUGAAACAAGUCAGAGUCAAUAGCCGAUAUGCACCUGCGCUGUCAACAUGAGCGGCGCUGAUGAAAUGAACUGUAUGUUUUCAUAUUUGAAGACAAUUGUUUGAAGGUGCCACACCUUUAUGUACAGAGAUUUAUCAAUUUCAGCAAUAAUGAAUGCAUACAGAGCUUAGUUUUGCAUAACCCAAGUGCACUAUGUGCCUAGCAUACAUCGAAACUGCACAUGUAGAGUAUAUAACCCUGAUCCAUUAGCACCAUCAUGAAACGCUUACUGCACGGUCCAUGGCAACAUAAUACCAUUGAAAUUGUAAUAAUGAAUUCACAUUGUAGAUAAUGCAGAUAAUGUAAAUGCGUGGACUGAUCGUCUAUACUGCUCUGUAUGUAGGGAACAUGCUGCAUAGCAUUUGUUUUUUCAUUGUUUACGGUAUCCGAAGACUGCGGUCAUUGUUUUAUUAGCACCUUAUCAGUUGUAAGAAUUCUUAAUCAUUGUAAAUGUGUGAAAUUGUUGACUAUAUUAAAAAUGUAAACUAUUCAUGAGAAUUAAUGCCAAUAUUAGAUUUGUGUUUUAAGGGCGUAAAUACUAACAAGCAUUGACUAUUAUCGUUUGGUAACACGAUUCAUGAAACCUCAACGUAUUUGGCUAUGACUAACAGUAUGCGACGUUUUAUAAUGAUGCGACAGAUCCGGUACGGCCGCAUACGCCCUCAACACUUAAGAUAAAGUACACAACAGCCCAUUGAAACAUUCUGCUUUUUAUGAUAAACUUUGCUUAUCAUUUUUUAAUGUUAUCGUUUGAAAUGGCAUUUUUAAAGUGGAAUGAUUCAUUGUAGGGGGCAGGCGUGUAGGUUCGUUUUCUAGUAUUGUUAGCGGAGAUCGUAAAACCCAGUAAAUUUUGAAAAUUUCGGCUUUGACCGGAUUACGUCCGCAGUCGUUGCGACAGAUUUCGCUAGGGAUCGGGAGGAUCAUUGUUCUAUAAUUCCGUACGGAGACAAUUUCAGCUCGCUUGUCAAUUAUAUUUUCCAGAGUGAAAGGAAAAUUAUCCCAUAAUGCAUCUUUUUUCGAUAUCUUGAUAAUUUCUUUUUAAAUUCGCCUGCGAGUUUCAGUAAAUCGGUGACAUACGUACUCGUAGUGAUAAUAGUUUGUUAUCAAAUUAUAUAAUGAGUGAACAUGAAAUGUAAAAAAUAUGUAUGCGUGCAUUAGUUUAAUUGCAGAAUAUAGUGCAAAUAAGAUAUUAAAUAUGUUUAUACAACACGAGUAAUUCGCGAGCUAUUUUUAAAUACAGUAAACAUCCUGCGGUUAUGGUAAUCGAAUAUUAGAUUGAAGGAUUUAAUAAAUUGAACAAUCUGCCGCGCCGAACCGCGCGCUGCUUUACGCCCAGUGCGUGUUAAUUUAUACCUUAUGCAAAGAUGCGUAGAGUUUCAUUUUGUUAUCGCUGUUAGUUCCCUUGUCUAAACCAGUCCUAACGCGCGUGAAGAACCGAAACGCUUUACCAUCGAUCAGUGAAGACCUUAAUUAGCUUAAUUAUGUAUCGUAAUGGACGUUAGUAUUUUAUUUCUAUUCAGAAUGACACUUGAAAUCUAGACUUAUAUUUUUCCUUGAUAAGGCUAAUUUGCAUUUGCAAUAAUACACAAUUUAGAUUAGUAUGUUUAUUGCAAACUAAAUACAUUACAAUAAAAACAUCAACAUAUUUUUGUAAUAUAUUUUUGUUUAUUCUAUUCGUUGUUAAGGCCGCAUUUACAUUAUGCGUUCGACGCGUGUUGCGUGGACUUGCCAAAUUAAAACGCGCGUUAACUGUCUUUUCUGAUGAGUUACUAUAAAAGAUAUUUUAUAGUAUCAAUAAUGCGUUCGACGCUUGCAGAACGAAGCGGACAUUAAUUGUAGAAAAAGUGGGCAGAUGCCUACUGAAAAAUAUAAAAAACCCAUGUUGGCGAUAACAAAAUGAAAUAAUUUUAUAUACAUUUGACAAAUGUUCGCGAAAGUUAUGUUUAAAUAUUAAAAUGAAACAUUGGUGUUGGUUAAAGUUUUUGAACAAAUGUUUUAUCCAUAUUAGGUGUGACAGAAUGUAGUGAAUAAUAAAAAAGAUAUUGUCACUACUGUGGCACAAUGUAGAUUAUCAGAAAAAAAAGUAUGUAAAUUACAUAUAUGUAUAUUAUUUGUUCUUACAAACUGAAUCUAUGUUAUUUUAAUACCGAUUAUAAUUGCUGAACAUGGAAAGUAACAAGUUCGAAAGUACGAUUUUAUGAUGAGUGCCAUUGUGUUAAAAAAAAUAGAUUGAUUAAUGUCUUGAUAUGUAUUAAAAAGGCCUCCACAGGUUUAUAAUAAAAUGUUAUUCAAGCUGAAAGUGUACCAUAUUUCGAUGUUUUUUUUUUUAUUAAUUCAAGGAACACGACAAUACAGUAUAAAAUGUGAAGUGAAAUUAUAAUUGUCUUAGCCUAUCGAACGAGGUAAAAAAAAUAACAAAAUAGUUAUGGCCCAACAAAGCAUCUUAUAAACUUCAGAGAUAAAUGAAUCUAAGACUAUAGUCUGUAAAAAAAGUAUAUUAAAGUAUGUAAUUGUCAUAGUUUAAGUUUUAAAAUACUGGCUGUGGAUUUGCGGUGAUAAAAAAAAGAAAAAAUAUCUAUGAUCAAGAAAUCUUAGCGAUCCACGUACAGCCGAGUAAUAUAGUUAAACAUUUUUUUUAUGUAAAUUAGAAUUGUCCAUGUUAUGUAUAACAUUAUUCUGUUAAUAACUAUUUACCGUAAAAUUGUUUGAUUUUAGUAUCUUAUUGUAUAAAAGAUAUCCUUUUUUUGUAAUGAGAUUAAGAGCGCAUGCUGAUUAUAUCAUAUUGUUAAUAAAAUAUAUGUAUAAAUCGCUGA